CAGAGUUGAAAUCUCGCAGCUGUCAGAGAGCAGAGGCAGCGGCUCCUGUCUGUGUUGGUCUGUGUGAACCGUCUUCACUAUGAACUGUCUGCUGUCUCUCGCCUCUUUGCUGCUGCAGUUUUGGGUAAUUUUUGGAACUGAAGUCACUUUCGAGCUGCCUGACAACGAAAAACAGUGUUUUUAUGAGGAGCUGGACCAAAACAUCAGGUUUGACGUCACCUUCCAAGUCAUUGCAGGAGGCAACUAUGACGUGGACUGUUUUGUGACUGAUCCCCAGAACAAUGUUCUGUAUAAUGAGAGGAAGAGACAGUAUGACACCUUCUCUCACGUCACGUCUAUGAAGGGAGUCUACAAGGUCUGCUUUAGCAAUGAGUUUUCCUCCUUUAGCCAUAAAAUGGUCUAUCUGGAGUUUCGUGCUGGGGAAGAGGAUCCUCUUAUGCCUGAAAUGGCUAGAACCACGGCCCUGACUCAGUUGGAGUCAUCGUGUGUCUCCAUUCACGAGAACCUAAAGGUGGUGACAAACUCACAGAACAGGUACCGAGUCAGAGAAGCAUACGAUCGCCUGAAGGCGGAGCGGCUCCUUGUCCGAGUGAACUACUGGUCCAUGGGAGAAACCGUCUUCCUGUUUGUCAUUGGAAUCGGUCAGGUUAUGCUGCUGAAGAGCUUCUUCUCUGAGAAGAAAGGAGGUUCUGUGGCAGCCACUACUUAGGACUUCAUGAAUGUUCACUGGUCGGCACGUUUUCUUGGUUGUUGAUCCAAAUUUCAAAUCUUAAUUUUUAUUUUACCUUCUUGCCAAAAAUGACCAAUACAAAUGUUAAUAUUGUUAAGCUAAUUAUGAAUUGCAUAUUAAAGAAACCCAAUCAUUGUCCUGGUUGGUCGUGGGACUGAUGUCAGAGACCAAAUAAGUGUGAAUGUUGGUUUACUUUCUUUUAUUUUGUGUAAAUGUGUUAAUCGCCUCAACUAAUAUACAUAAGUUAUUGAUAAACACUUAACGUCAAUAUUCUUGACUAUUCUACAAGGAGUGCUUUGAAAAGUUGUUUUGAUAUUUUUAAGUCUGGGUUGAAGUUGGCUGUUUUAAUCAGUCUUUCGUUGUUACUGCCCCUGUUGUUACUGUUGGGUCUUAUGUUUCUUUAAACUAUUUAAAUUGUCAGAACAUUGUUACGGCAUUUUGCCUAUUAAAAAGAUAAAUGUUUUA
Molecule: messenger RNA, 1195 nt
Organism: Cynoglossus semilaevis (tongue sole)
Lineage: Eukaryota; Metazoa; Chordata; Actinopteri; Pleuronectiformes; Cynoglossidae
Gene: tmed3
Product: transmembrane p24 trafficking protein 3
Exons: 3
Coding region: 80-709 (209 amino acids)
Source: RefSeq, a predicted model, not a curated record